AUGAUUACUGUCGAAAGCUGUCAACAAAACAAAUGUAAUGAAACGUGUUUUGGAAUAUUCUCGCUGAUGACAUUUAAUGAAAUAAAUAGAAAUUGCAUUCGAUUCCCUCAUCAACAACUCAUCAUCAUCGAGAUGAUUAAAAUAUUUUCAAAUCUCAUUGUUUCUACUUUGUGCGGUUUUAUUCCUUCGAUAGAAGAAUUGCGGGCAAAGUUGAGCUUUCGUAUACAUUUCAACUUUUUUAUUUCAUCUUGUCAUGAUAAAUUCAGUUCAAAAACAAAGAACAAACAAAAAUCAGGAAAAAACUUGCGUCAUAAAUUGCCAAAAGAUCAGAAUACUGCUACAUGUCAAGACGCGUUAGAUUUCUUCAGUUUUGUUUCAACUCAAGCAAAUGAAAUAAUAAAAGAAACCAAAACGAAUAAUUACCGUAGACGAAGACUGACUGACUUGUAG
Molecule: messenger RNA, 450 nt
Organism: Clunio marinus
Lineage: Eukaryota; Metazoa; Arthropoda; Insecta; Diptera; Chironomidae
Source: the annotation of a GenBank genome assembly